GCUCACACGUGACAUCGAGAGCCGACGUGCGUCGCGCGACGGCAUUGUCUGAGAGCGGACAAAGAGCUGCACAUUCAAGACAGCGCGAGCAUCGGGCAGGUGAGCGCCCAGGUGUCAUGGCAACGGACAUUAGCUGCCGCAAUAUGAAGCCGACUUCUCUCCUUCGAUUAGACCGCGGUGUCCGAGUGCGUUUGGCUGCUUGAACUUCUUCAUGUCGGAAUCCCAAAUCCGACCAUUUGGAGGAGGGACAACGACGUUGGCUGCGCUUUCGGCCGCUUACACGCAACAGACAGCGGGUUAACAAAGCAAGAAAGCCUUUGUGUCAUCUCUUAAUCUAGCUCGUCGGUUUGUUCGCUGUAGCUCUGCCAAAUCUUACUUUGUGUUUUUUUCAAACGUGGGGUCUGCUGUCGGUGGCUACGAGUAGCAUUUAGCCUCGACAUCAGGGAAGAUUUUUUUCCUCUGGCUAACGCAUAUCUAAGUGUCUUUUUUUACUGGCUGGAUGAGAUGUCAUUCAUCAUGGAGGAUAACUUAGAGUCCGGAUGGGUGUCCGUCCGGCCCAAAGUCUUCGACGAAAAAGAGAGACAUAAAUUUGUUUUCAUUGUGGCCUGGAACGACGUCGAGGGAAAGUUCGCCAUAACCUGCCACAACAGAACCGUGCAGAGACGGAGCACUUUACUGGACGUCGACUGUGGCCCAAUCGCUGGGCUUCCUCCCACCGGUGCCUGCGUGGCUGAAAAACACACAAAAAGUCCCGUCACGGCGAAGAAAGAUGGAGUCUGCCAAGUGGGUAAAGUUAGACCGCACUCUGUCCCCAAAGGGAAACCCACAACAAAUGCUAACCCAGACAGGAAGACUUUAAAAGCCGGUAGUUCAAAGUCAUAUGAGUGCGUAAGUCACACUUUAGGGACAUGGGACGUUGUGACACCCAAGAUAACGGAUAUGGAGAUCCUGGAGCCAGUGGAUGUCACGCUGUCUCCGGAUGAUGCAGACCCAGGUGACAUCGAGGCCAGUAACCGCGAAGACUUCAGCUGGGCUGGACUGUUCUCCUUCCAGGAACUGAGAGCAGCCCACCUCCAACUAUGCGCCGUCAACUCGGACCUAGAGCCUUGUUUGCCCUCUUUCCCGGAGGAGCAGUCUGGCGUGUGGACUGUCCUUUUCGGCCCGCCCGGGAUGUCACAGCGGGAGACGGACGCCCUGUGCUAUCAGUUGCAGGUGUACCUGGGUCAUGCCCUGGACACCUGCGGCUGGAAGAUCCUCUCACAGGUGCUUUUCUCAGAGAGCGACGACACCGAGGAGUACUACGAGAGUCUGAGUGAGCUGAGGCAGAAAGGCUAUGAAGAUGCUCUGGAGAGGGCCAAAAGACGCAUGCAAGAGGUGCUGGAUAAACACAAAGCGAUGGACAGCAUGGUGGAGCUGCUGCAGGUGUACCCGGAGGAGGACGAAGCGUAUGGAGAGCUGCUGGAAGCCACAACUCAGCUCUAUCACUACCUGCUUCAGCCCUUCAGGGACAUGAGGGAACUGGCAAUGUUGCGCCGACAGCAGAUUAAGAUUUCUCUGGAGACUGAGCGACUCGGCCCUCGUCGUGUGGAGAGCCUGAGAAAAGAGGACGAGGAGUGGCAGAAGAAGGCUCACGCCGCAGUGCUUUCCAUUCAAGACCUGACUGUCAAGUUCUUUGAAACCACAACUCGGUCUCAGAAAGCUCUAUACGAGAGGAUGCGAGCGGACCAGAGAAAGUUUGGGAAGUCAGCGUGGACAGCAGCGGUUGAACGCAUGGAGCGGCUGCAGUUUGCCGUUUCCAAAGAAACUCUGCAGCUCAUGAGGGCCAAAGAGAUCUGCCUGGAACAGAGGAAACAUGGCUUGAAGGAGGAGAUGCAGAGUCUACAGGAUGGGGAGGAUGCCAUGCUUCGCCUGGACCAGCUGGAGGCGCUGUACUAUGAGUUACAGCUGCAGCUGUAUGACAUUCAGGCCGAGGUGCUGCGCUGCGAGGAGCUGCUGCUCACUGCCCAGCUGCAGAGUCUGCGCAGGCAGAUGACAGAGCGACAGGAUGAGGUGGUGUACUACGAUACCUUUGAGAGUCCUGAUGCCAUGAAGGGUGUAGAAGACCCCACGACCCCACCGUCACCCCUCAGAGAAGAAGAACUCUGCACCCUGCAGCAGAGGACCCGGCAGCUCGAGGCCCGCAGGGGCCGCAUCACUGCCAAGAAAGUCUACCUCAAAAAUAAGAAGGAAAUCUGUAUCAUCAAUCACAAGCAGAAGAUACAACAGCGCCAAGGUAGCCAUACUGACAGCAAAUCCCUGCAGGAGCUGCAGCAGGGAGAUGAAGAUGAUGAAGCUAAGCGAAACGCCAGAGUGAGUCAGGAGAGGCAGAGGACACUUGACAGGCUUCGCAGCCUCAAGCAGAGGUAUCCAGGCCAGGUGACUCUAAAGUCAAGCCGCCUGCGCCUGAGUCAGACUCACAGUCGGAGGCGUGCUGGGCAGCAGCCCAGCACCCAGGCUGCCGGCGUUCAGACCGACUGCGUCUCAGAUCUCCCAGAACUCUCUGCUCCUCUCCCGCCGGACGCGUACGGCUGCGACAGCGUCUCUUUACCUGCGGUCGACCUCCAAGGCCUCGAUCCCUCGCCUCCCUUCCUAUCGCUGCCCCCACUCUCAGCCACGCCGUCAAACUUUUCACUGGGUGCCCCUCCCCCGCCUCCACCGCCUCCUCCUCCGCCUCCUCCACCACUUCCCACCUCAGAGGACGACCAGCAGAAGAACCUCACAGCCGUCACGCUUCAACACCAGAAAGGCGAGUCUGACUCCACCUCGCUCCCGCUGGCUCCAUUUUCCCCUCGAUUCUUUGACAGCAGCCAGCUGUUAACGGCGAGGAAAAAGCUGCGGAAGACGGCUUCUCUGGACUCGUCGCAGUGGAGGAGAGCGAGCUCUCCCAUGGAUGAGGUGCUGGCAUCACUCAAGCGGGGCAGUUUCCACCUGAGGAAGGCUGAGCUGCGGGUCUUGGGCCCGGAUCCGGAUGACGACAGCAACAAUAUCCUGGCUCAGAUCCGACAGGGCGUCCGGCUUAGGAAGGUACGGACCAGACCGGAGCAGCAGCGUCAUCCCAAAAGCUUCCCCCACUCGGCCGACGCUCUGACCCGCAGCAUUCACGAGGCUCUGAGGAGAAUCAAGGAGGCCUCUCCUGAGUCAGAGUCAGAGGAUGAAGGUCUUCCCUGCACUGACUGGGAAAACUAAUGCGGUUCAUCAAAGGAAUCUUUUAACCCCCCCCACCUUUUUGUUUUUUUUUUAACACAAAGAGUUUAAACAAAGUGAAACCAAGUUAAGCAGGCAAGCCAGGGUUAAGUCACCUGGAGAUUUCUUGGUGCAAUUUGAACAAAAACCCUCGAUUUUUUUCUUUUUUUAAUAUAUAUUAGAGGAUUUUUUUCUUACUCAUGUACGCUGUUUGUAAAGAUGGACCACUAAUCUUUUUUUUUUUUUAUGUCAUUGCUGUGGCUCUCUGGGCGAGGAUACAACCUCUGACCUCUCAUCACGUCCGAGUCGUACUGUAGCUUGCUGCGACGGGUUUGUUUGAGGACACGAAUUUUGCUCACAGUGAUGGUAAACCUUCAGUCUGAGCGUUUACAUUUUACUACACAACAAGCAUUUGUACUGUACAUCUUUUUAAAGGAAUAGUUGGACUGAGUGCAUACGAGAGUGGUAUUAACAUUCAUAUUUACAAAAUCGCCAAACUUUGACUUUGAGAUGAGGUUUUGUGUAAUCACCCACGCAGUUUAUCGGAAUCAAUUUGAACGUCCAGCAUCUGUUUUAGGGCUUUAGAACUGUGAAAGCACCUGAUUGCAGUACAAAGUGCCCCCAAAUACUCUGAGGGCUGUUAGAAAAUAAUCCAGUCAACUUGCAAAUGUGUAAAAUCUCUGUUUACCUGCACGUCACACAGGAUGAGACAGCUCAGCUGGUCAUCAAAGACAAACGCAAACUUGUAGAUUGGCUGCUUUUCAGCUCUAAAUAUGUGUGAGAAUAACAGACCUGGGGCCAGAUUUACUCGAUGUGAUGCUACUAAUGCAAGAAUGUGCUGAUAAUGCUCAUAAUGUGCAAAUCUAACCACCAGUUCAACCAUUGCAGUCUCCUGAGGGCAGUGUAAACGAGUGGGUCAAAAACAUGCAGAGCGGACGAGGAAGCAAGUAAUCCAGCAAGUGUAGGUUUUCACUCUAAAACAGCUGAAGGAGAAUCUAUAUGUUUUAAGACAAAGACGAACUCUUCUGUUAGAACUCGAUGAAGCCUGCGUGGGAUCUUGGAGUUUGGGACAGCUGUUCUUGGGAUAAUGGUCUCAGGCAGGACCAGAGUAAGGCCAACCCCAAACCAUCUGUCUGUCGAAUUUACUGUAACUGUAAAUGUGCUCAUGACUCUGUUUCACUCCUGCAUGCUGCGUGAGGCUGCCCAUAUUCAGGACAAAGACAAGACUCAAAUAGGUUCAAUAAAAUGACAAAUUCAACUCAAAAAUGCCUGAACUUAAAAGGCGUAUUAGGGUCACGGUGGUUCAUAUAUGUACACAAACGUUGUACAUUUUUUUUUUAGAAAAAAGUGUCAAAUGUACGAGGAGAAAAAAAAGUACAAAUUUACGAGAAUAAAACUCGGAAAAAGGAAUCUGUCGUUACACGUUUCCAGGUUAAGUUAGAAGAAAUUCAGAUAUGUGAACUCCUGGGACUAAUAAUCCAUACAAAUAUGUUCGGUAUGCCUUUUUUCAAGCAUACCAAACCAACUCCAUGCAUUUAAAAGUCAUCCUCUGACCUGUACAGACAGCACUGGGAUCAUAAAGUUCAACACUGAAAAAAGACGUUCAUAUCAGCAAUAACUUUGUUCUCAUUUAUGUCACCAGCAUGUAGAUUCUGGGUGGUCCAUUGCUGCAAAUUGUUAAAAAAUGAAAAUAAAAAAGCUUAUAAGGAAAUGAUAUUAAAUGUUCUCUUAACUGAUUUAGUAAUUUCCCUCCUAAAAAUUGCCAAUUAUUGAUAACAAUAGAAGCUCGUUUUUACAUAUGGUUUGAUUAACGGGAUAUGUAUGUAUUAUACGUUUCGGCAUUACACUUUGCAACUGUGUUGUUAGUCCAGGUCAGAGCAUGACUGGAAAAACCUGAACAUGCUGGAAAAAAGAUGUUGUUGUUGUUCUAAUGAGUUAUUGAUCCCAGAAGAUCAGCUGAACCUUGAAAAGUAAAGCGAUGCUUUUUGACUGAAACAAAAGCCACAUUAUUUUUUGAGUUUUUCUCUUAAAUCUGUCGCUUUUUUUCUUCUUUGCACUCUGAACUGAAAAAUCUGUCUAAUACAUAAACAUAAAGCCAGCCACAAAGAAAACCUGCCGGCGUCUUUUAGCUUGGUGCUGAUGUAGACCAGUAGCACAUCUGGCCCCUGGUGUUCCCGUCAUAGUCACACUGUCACACUGUAAUCAUCAGCACACAAAGAGCUGUGGUUUUACAUAACAAGCUUUAUCUGUUGUUGUGCAUCCUCCACUUCUUUUAUAAGGAUGCCGUUAACACCAGGUCAGUAUUUUGACAGAUGUAUACCUGUAUGACAUUUCUAUUUUAGCUCCAUUUGAAGUAUAAAUGAUUUCUUGAAUGUAGCUUUGGAUGUUUUCUGUGUUUGGCAGAGUUUACUGUCCACCUUACAGAUGGAAAUAUUGUUGGGACCAGAUUCCCUUUCAUUUAUUACUUUGAUCUUGAUUCAUCAUUGACAAAUAGCAGAACCAAAAAGCAAAAAAAAGUAGAUAUGAAUCACUAUAAUGGAGCUCGGCUCUUUAGAUACAGAUCCACAGAUUGUUAUCGGUCUAGAAUUUCACAUUCUCUAAAAUAAGAAUUUGACUGACAUUUCUUUCUUGUUUAUUUCUGCUUUU
Pundamilia nyererei is the source of this 5868-nucleotide messenger RNA. RefSeq names its product junction mediating and regulatory protein, p53 cofactor (gene jmy). Gene Ontology annotation, cellular component: cytoplasm; nucleus. The transcript has 10 exons. The record is from RefSeq and is a predicted model, not a curated record. Lineage: Eukaryota; Metazoa; Chordata; Actinopteri; Cichliformes; Cichlidae. Gene Ontology annotation, biological process: 'de novo' actin filament nucleation; intrinsic apoptotic signaling pathway by p53 class mediator; Arp2/3 complex-mediated actin nucleation. Gene Ontology annotation, molecular function: Arp2/3 complex binding; transcription coactivator activity; actin binding. The coding region runs from base 505 to 3225 and encodes 906 amino acids.